GUUCGGGGCUGGCGAAGCGAUUUCCCAGCGGUGGGCUUGGGGGUAUUUUGAGGGGAGCCCUCAAGAGCCGCCCAAGCCCCCUUUGCAGCCGAAAGAGGAGCCCCGAGGCACCUUCAAAACCGGCAUGUUUGAAAAACUCGCGGAACUUCUUCCAGGGCAUUGGGAGGAGCCCGUCCUCAGUUCCUGGCAGGAAAGAAGCCUCUUCGCACGACGGCCCCGGGUCGCCUCAGCCUUCUCGCGGCGAGACCUGCCGUUCCCUCUCCAGACGUGCUUUGGGAACUCCAUCUUCGGAACUCUCCGUAAUGGGGGGGGGGGGGACCGCCCCUAUUUCUACCCCUUCUGCAGACGGAACGGUCACAAACUUCGGGGAGCUCCGAACACGGGAUCCUCAGCGCACGUCUGGACGGUCUGUGAAGCCCGACAAGUUUGGCAAUGAGCCUGAGGGAUUCCAGAGGUUCCCUGGUGAAAGCCGGGCUGGUGGGCCUGGUGGUGGGGGCUGGGGUCUGUUACUGGGUUUACAGAGCGACCUCCGGGAGGAGAAAAAACGGAGGCGGAGGAGGGAGGCAAGGGAAAGAAAGCGUCGGGAAAGACCACGGGGAGAUCCCGGGGUCCACCUCUUGGGAAGAAAGCCAGGUGGCUCCUCCAGAACAAGGCUCCUUGCAACCUACCUCGGGUGUUGAGUUGUUUUCUGGCACGGGGCAGAAGGAUGCCAGCCACCUCCAGCAAGCAGGUGUCAAUCUUCCAAAAUCUCCUGAUGGUUUAGAGGCAAACCACAUACAGGGUCUUAUUUAUUUGCUUGAGUCUGUGGAAGAUCCCAUAAUUCAGGAACGAGCCUUGAUAGCGUUGAGCAACAGUGCUGCUUUCUCUGCCAAUCAGGAUAUAAUUCGAAAUGUAGGUGGCCUUUCUGUUAUCGGAAACAUGCUUUCAGUUCCAACUGCUAGUGUUAAAGAAAAAGCACUGAAUGCUCUUAAUAACUUGAGUAUGAAUCUUAAAAAUCAAGAAGAGCUAAAGAGAUAUAUUACCAAAAUCUGUGAGGAAGCUGACUCCUCCCCCUUAAACUCUGAGCUGCAGCUGUCUGGUCUUCGGUUUUUAACCAAUAUGUCUGUUACGAAUUACUAUCAUUACAUGAUGACUAGCUACAUCCCAUGCUUUCUCCGUUUGCUUUCGGGUGGUGAUGAACGAACACAGACCCAGAUUCUAAAAGUGCUUGUGAAUUUAUCAGCAAAUCCAGCUAUGGCAGAACAUCUUCUCAAUGCUCCGGCACCUUUCCUAUUAUCCAUGUUUGAUAGCUGCAUAAACAAGGAAGUCCUACUCAGAGUUUUGGUGUUUGCCACAAACUUGACACAGCAUAUGAAAAAAGAAGAGCGUACUCUUGCCCCACAUCACAGUGAAGAAUCAAUUUUUUCCAUGCUUUGGGGGAAUUCAACUCAGUUUGCCCAAAAACUGGUGUAUCUGUUGCACCAUCAUGACAAAGACGUUAAAGAACAAGUUGCUAAACUAAUAAUGCAGCGGUAGUUUAAUCAGAUUGAAAUGUUAAAAUCCGUAUUUAAUAUGUGUAUGUGAAUUGUGUAUGGGGAAAGUAUGAGUUCCAUUUUACUGCUUAAUACAAACUCUUUUGAGGGUGGGAGCUCCAGUACACACAUGGACUCUGCGUUCUCUGAGCCUGAGACUAACUAAACAUUUGGCCCCAUGAUAUAUCUCCAGUGAUGUGAAGUUCAUUCAGGUCGGCAGAAACUCCAGGUGGGGUAAGGGUAGUUCUUUCCAGUGAAAUGAGUAGGGAAGGUAUUACACAGGAACUCUUGUCUGCCCAGCUGUGCUUGAGUGUAGCAAUCUGAUAGACUGGAAUUUUCACUGUAACCUUGAAGGAAGUUGACUGUACUGCUGCCAGAAUGUUAGGUACCUAUCAUAAUUGGUUGCUGUGCUCACUCCAAGCACUUUUUUAUUGGUGCAACUAAAUUUAAGAUUUGGCUACUUUAUUUAGGCCCCCAAAGGCCUCAUUGAAAUUUGAUGUUGGUGAGAAGAAUUUACCCAUGCAAUAUUGCAGACGCUCAGCAUCUCAUUUAAGUUGGGCUGUUGUGCAAAAUGUUACAGGUAUGAUACCCACCUAGGUUAUUGAUUUCUGAUAUGCUUCUGUAGCAGUUGACAGCCAAGUUUCAAUGAAUUUUCUGGAUAUUCAUGUACUGGAUAACAAAGUUUCUACCGUGUAAAGAAAACGUGCGUGGUGUUUAGAAUUUAGAACAGCGGAGCUAUUGUACUGGUUAAAUUGUGGAAUGUCUAGUGAGACUUUUCUGCAGUGGCAAUACAGAACUGUGAAACCACAAAGCAGCAUCAGGUAUCACUUGGAGAGGCAGAGAGAGAACGGUCCACCUGCAAGGAGGAGUUCUUCAUGCUGUCCAGAGUGCCGCUCGGAGAAGGGGUGCCUUAGACCGCUGGGGAAUACUUUGAACACUGUUCCUCAGCAAGUCCCCAGAAGACUUGGGUUUCUGUGAUGCUUCUUGGAACCUGCGUCUAUUUUAAAAUCACCCACUGAUCUCCCUAAGAGCAAAGUCUAGCCCUCCUGUAUCAGAACCUAGUGCUCUCUCUCUGUGGGGCUGGCCUACUGCUUUCUUUUCAUGAGGGAAGAGAAACAAUAGUUGAGGAUGGCCUAAAAGACAGGCUAUUCUCUUUUUUAAAAUGGUGAUACGGUACCUGGUAGUCCUGAGUACAUCUAAAGCAAAGUCAGAGGAGUGGGAUUGUGUUGGGGCCUGCAUAUCCCCACAGUAUUCCCUCCCCACUCCUUUUGCUUAUUCAUGGUUACAGUAAGUUGGAAGGAAAUAUCUUUAAAAUUAUUUUUUCUUGGGAGAGCCACAAAUUAUGCACCUCUGAGGGGUCAUAACAUUGGGGGGGG
Messenger RNA from Eublepharis macularius, 2887 nucleotides. It is a transcript of the gene ARMC10, whose product is annotated as armadillo repeat containing 10. Gene Ontology annotation, cellular component: mitochondrion. The coding region runs from base 433 to 1515 and encodes 360 amino acids. The transcript is spliced from 6 exons. The record is from RefSeq and is a predicted model, not a curated record. Lineage: Eukaryota; Metazoa; Chordata; Lepidosauria; Squamata; Eublepharidae.